Branchiostoma belcheri (Belcher's lancelet) is the source of this 1143-nucleotide messenger RNA. RefSeq names its product pulmonary surfactant-associated protein D-like. Bases 1 to 1143 code for a protein of 380 amino acids. The record is from RefSeq and is a predicted model, not a curated record. The transcript has 8 exons. NCBI's taxonomy places the organism in Eukaryota, Metazoa, Chordata, Leptocardii, Amphioxiformes, Branchiostomatidae.
AUGUUGCAACUGGGAGAACAGCAUCAGUCCGAGACAAGUGACACAGGCACCACGUUCAAACAGUCGCCUCAGACUGAUUGGCAGGCACGUGCCGACGCCGCUGCGUGUGUGCCCAACCCUAUGUACGCCUCCGGGAGGGCCUCCGGGGCAGGCACCACACCUAAACAGCCGCUUCAGACGUAUUGGUGGGCCCGUACGGACGCCGCUGCGUGUGUAGACAAGACUGUGUACGCCUCCGGGGCAGGAGACCACGAUCCGCCCACUUGCCACAAGGCGGGAUGCUUCAGCCGAUGCAAAAUGUUGUGGCAAAUCUUCUGUCCUCUGAUUGUCAUAGCCAUUGCUGUAAUACUUCAAUAUUUUGCAGUUAAAUUCACGGAGGAGAUAGGACAGCUUCGAGCCGAAGUGAAGGAGCUGAAACAUUCCUUUUAUCUUAACACCACAUAUGCCGGAGCCUUCCAGGUCGAAGACAUAGGAGGGGUGGUUGGGUCUGCUGUGCCUCCGGGAGAGAAGGGAAACGUGACGCCACAUAGCGAUCGGUCUGCCGGGCCACCUGGGCCUCCGGGAGAAAGGGGACCCACGGGGUCAGCUGGCCCUGGGUCUGCCGGUCCUCCAGGACCACCUGGGCCUCCGGGAGAAAGGGGACCCACGGGCCCAGCUGGCUCUGGGUGUGCAGGUCCUCCAGGACCACCUGGGCCUCCGGGAGAAAGGGGGCCCAUGGGGCGAGAUGGCCCUGGGUUGUCCGGUGAGAAGGGAGCCACUGGGCCAUCCGGACCAGUUAGCUCACGAGAACUGAUGGGGCCCACCGGACUACCUGGUCCAACAGGGAUGUCAAAGUGUUUGGCUGAACAUACAGGCUAUAUUAUGUUCCGCGGUAUCUGCUACAAGGCCUUCGCCACACGUCUGCCCUUCUUUGGAGCGGUCGCGAUCUGUCGUCAAGAUGGCGGCACCCUCGCCAUUCCCCGGGAUGCUGAAAUAAACGCCUUCCUGGCCUCCUUGCCUCGUGCAGGAGACUACAACCACUGGAUCGGCCUGCAGUAUCGGCGCACUAAAGGGGUCUUCGAGUGGAUGGAUGGUUCUGCGCGUGUUGACUACCACUCGUGGGAUCGGGGAAAACCAAACAAGAACAUAAAGACCAGGUUUUGA